Penicilliopsis zonata CBS 506.65 is the source of this 1866-nucleotide messenger RNA. RefSeq lists its product as hypothetical. Bases 1 to 1866 code for a protein of 621 amino acids. Lineage: Eukaryota; Fungi; Ascomycota; Eurotiomycetes; Eurotiales; Aspergillaceae. The transcript is spliced from 4 exons. Gene Ontology annotation, molecular function: DNA-binding transcription factor activity, RNA polymerase II-specific; zinc ion binding; sequence-specific DNA binding. Gene Ontology annotation, biological process: positive regulation of transcription by RNA polymerase II; DNA-templated transcription. The record is from RefSeq and is a predicted model, not a curated record.
AUGCCCCGGGUCGAUGUGCGUCGUGGCAACGUCACUGCCUGCACGCGCUGCAAGAGUCGCAAGCAGCGGUGCGACCAGCAACUCCCAGCGUGUUCAAAUUGCAAACGAGCAGGCGUUGACUGUGUUGGUUUCGAUACAGUGACAGGACGGAUCGCCCCGCGGAGCUAUCUCCAGAGUCUAGAAGACCGGGUUGCCUUGCUCGAGAAGGUGCUUGAAGACAACGGGAUCAGUGCUGAUACUCCCACUCAGGGACAGUCUGUCACCCCGGAGGCAACAGACAGGGCAACAGACAGGGCAGCGGAUAAGGCAGCAGACAAGGCAGCAGACAAGGCAGACAAAGUGCUCCAGCAAGCGGCGUUUGCCUCACUCUCGGCGACCUCGUUUCCUCGCUAUCUGGGUGCUGGAUGCGGUCUGGGCCUGACCCGGCUACUGCUACUGGAAAUUGGCACCGAGAUCGAAGCUCUGCAGAAUGGCGUCGCUGCUACACACAAUGCCGAGUGGUACGAACCAAUCGACACAAUGCUGCUGUUCCCCACGGCUGUCAACCAGCUGCCGCCGCGAUCCAGCGCCGAGCGGCUAGUAAACACCUUCUUCGACCACAGCGACUGGUUCCUCCCUAUUCUGCAGCGGGCGAGCUUCCAGGUGGAUCUGGACGAGGUGUAUUGCCAGCCGAUGCUCAAAGACUACCACAACGCUGUGCCCGAGGGCGCUGAACACCGCUUCCUGCGAUACUACAUGGUACUGGCGAUCGGUGUGCUGCUGCUCGUGAAACGGGACACGUCAACCCCGUAUCUGAUGUCCGACCAGCUGCUGGUCUCGGCAAUCAGAAUUAUCGAUCACCGACCUAUGGCCAUCUUCACGGGCGACCUGUACCACAUGGAAGCCCUGCUGCUGCUGGCGCAAUACGUCUCGCUACAUCCAAAGUCUAGCGGGGCGUCGCAUGUUGUCGGGCUGGCCACGCGCCUUGCUGUUGAUCUCGGUCUGCAUGAAACCCCCUGCCAGUUGCCUGGCAUGGACAGCGCAGAGCUGGACCGGCGUCGACGCCUGUUCUGGGCUGCGUACUCGCUCGAGCUCAACAUCUGUGCCGUGCUCGGGCGGCCGUGCUCCAUCCCGGACGAAGCCAUCUCGACCGACUACAUGAGCAUCGACGAGGGACCCGCGGUGACAGAGGAGCAGACUCUGGCGACCCGCGUGGCCGUCUGGAUUAUCCGCGGGCGUCGGCUCGAAGCAGAGAUCCAUGCCAGGCUCUUCCAGGCCGUGCCCCGAGGAUACUUGUUCGACUUUGCCGCGUGGAAGGCAGAUAUGCUGGAGCGUGUGCGGCAGUGGCACUGUGAGCGACCAGACUCUCCCCGCACCGGGCACCGGCACAUCUUCGCCGGCUUCUACACCAACAUCAACGUUCUCCUGCACUCACCGAACCGGUUCCAGCCUACGCUCUCGCUGGAGGAGGCGGCGUUACUCACCCAGAGUGCCAUCAACAGUGUGUUCUGCUACCGCACAGCCAUUCUCUACUGCAUGUACAAGAUCCCCAGACUUGUCGACACAUUUCCCGCAGGCAACCUCGCCGCCGCCACCGCCUCCUGUUCCGCCGUGCUCUGGGGCAUGGUGGAGCGGUAUCCCCCUGGGAAGAACUGCCGCGACGUGUUUGACCAGAUCAACCAUCGGGUCACGACGCCAGGCAAUAUCAUUCACCUCGAAAAUCGAAUGACUGACGGCAGCGGCAGCGGCAGCGGCAGCAACAGCCAUCUGGCGCCCAUUGAGCCGUUUCAAAGCUUCCUAGCCGAUCUGUCUCCCGCUUGGCCAGACGAUUUGCAAGAACUACUGUCUACAGAAUACGCCGCGGCACACAUGGACACAUUGUUCUGA